GUUACGUAACGUUUUGUACGUUAGCUCAAACAGUAUUCACGGAAGUUACGUAACGUUUUGUACGUUAGCUCACAGCUUAGCUCAGCACCUACACCAUCAUCAUCUUCUUCAUUUUCUGGACCAAAUAUGCCGAGUGGCAAAAACUUCAGGAGGAGGAAGGACUCCUCAGAUGUGGAGGAGGAUGAGACAACCGAAGAAGUCAGAUCAAAACUAGAAGAGGCUAAAGAGCUUCAGAGUUUGCGGAAACGACAGACCGGAGUCAGUGUGACCGCCCUGCUGGUGGGAGAGAAGCUGCCACCAGAGGCUGAAAUUGAUAAUGACCCUUUUAAACUGAAGACUGGAGGUGUUGUAGACAUGAAGAAAGUCAAAGACAGGAACAGGGACAUGACAGAAGACGAGACGGACCUCAACCUGGGCACGUCCUUUUCUGCUGAAACCAACAGAAGAGACGAAGAUGCAGACAUGAUGAAAUAUAUCGAGACAGAGCUGAAAAAGAAGAAGGGUUUGGUGGAAGCCGAGGAACAGAAAGUUAAGGUGAAGAACGCAGAGGACCACCUGUACGAGCUGCCCGAGAGCAUCCGAGUCAACUCUGCCAAGAAGACGGAGGAGAUGUUGUCCAAUCAGAUGCUGAGCGGGAUUCCUGAAGUUGAUCUCGGCAUUGAUGCAAAGAUCAAGAACAUUAUCUUCACAGAGGAGGCAAAGGCCAAACUUCUGGCAGAGCAAAGGAACAAGAAAAAAGACCACGGCACAUCGUUCGUACCCACAAACAUCGCUGUCAACUACGUCCAACACAACCGCUUCUAUCAUGAGGACGUGAACGCACCACAGAGGCACCACAGACACCGAGAAGAGCCCAAAGCGAGACCGCUGCGUGUGGGAGACACAGAGAAACCAGGUCCAGAAGCGUCGUCUCCGCCAAACUACCGCAAACGCCCAAACAACGAAAAGGCCACAGAUGACUACCAUUACGAGAAGUUCAAGAAGAUGAAUCGACGAUAUUGAGGAGCUGGAUUCUUUGUUUUUAAGGAUGAAUUCCUCAUGACAGUGUUUUCUAAAGAUUGUAAAUAAGUCCAUGUGGUCGUCUGUACACAGUAGAUUUACUUUGUCAUGCGUUUGUCUGACCAGAAUCUGUGGAGGAAUAAUGUAAGAAAUGUCAAGUGCUGUUCCUGAACUGAUUUUUGCUUUUUAAGUUCAGUUAAGUUUUGACUUUUUGAGUUGUGCAACUUUUGUUUUUAGGGAACAGAUUUGAUUAAAAACAUGAAACCACAAGA
Molecule: messenger RNA, 1271 nt
Organism: Larimichthys crocea (large yellow croaker)
Lineage: Eukaryota; Metazoa; Chordata; Actinopteri; Sciaenidae
Gene: ciiih9orf78
Product: chromosome III C9orf78 homolog
Exons: 10
Coding region: 127-1002 (291 amino acids)
Biological process (GO): mRNA splicing, via spliceosome
Cellular component (GO): spliceosomal complex
Source: RefSeq, a predicted model, not a curated record